AUGAGGGCUCGCUAUGCUUCUGAUCUCGCAGCCGCUGAGAUCCUUCCUCCGCCCUGCUCGGCCCUGCACCCUUUGGAUCGAGACGUUAGCGGCUUCAGCACGCCGGGCCUGGCCGCAGCCCACCAUGGCUUGAGAGUUGUUCGUUUGGCCUGGAUGGCCGAACUGGCCUUUUCGCCUGCCCCGAGAGAUGUGGGGAGGCCGGGGCGGCAAGAGGAGGAGGUGCCUUUCUGGGAGGAGGACGGCUAUGUCGAGAUGGCCGGCGAGGGCGAGCUCCGGCACCGCUCCGAAAUGGUGACCGGACCGCUGGAGCCGCAAGCUUCAGCACCGUCCGCACCGUCCGCGCCCCGCCGCAACUCCAUGCCGGGACUUACGGUGGCUCGCCGCCCCUCGGCUGCGUCGGACAAAGCACGGCCCUCGCCGAGCUCGCCGUCCUCGCCACCCGACUCGAAGUCACUCGAUAGUUCCCUGACAUCCAGCUUCGAUGUGUUGGAGCUCAAAGCAAGAGAGAGAGCAGAGUCGGAGUUGCGGCAUGAGCAGCGAGAGCAGUGGCUGCAGGUGCCGAGAUUUCAUCCCGCGGCGGCUGCUGCAGUGUCGUCAGGAGCAAGUCGUGAGCGCAUGCUGGUGGAGACCUUGCUGGUGUCGCUUCGGCGAUUUCGGGGAACCUCUCUCAAGGCUUGGCGCUGCGACUUCGACAAGCAGGGGGUAGGCUGGGUCAGCCAGGCGGAGUUCGCCCGCGCCUGCCGCUUCUACGGGUGUUCGGCCGAGCAAAUCUGGCAGAGCUGCCGCGUGAGCGGAGGAGCACUGCGGCUUCGGAAGAGAGUCAAAAGCCAGAAGCACAUCGCACUUGCCCGCAGCUCUUGGUGGCCCUCGAGAACCCGGGCUGCACCCCUUUCAAGUUUAGAAAGCCCCCUUUCCAAUGCCAGAACGAGUAGACACUGGCAACAGCGACGAGACAGAAACAGGCCACGCUUCUCACGCCGAUGA
Symbiodinium sp. CCMP2592 is the source of this 984-nucleotide messenger RNA. The record is from the annotation of a GenBank genome assembly. Lineage: Eukaryota; Dinophyceae; Suessiales; Symbiodiniaceae.